CUUAUUCUAUAGUUACAGAUGGAGAAUGUUUUGAAAAAGGAUUUAUCCAUCGAAAUGGAAAUAGGGGAGGAUAGAGUCAAGGUGCUACAUGACUGGAUAUCUGAUCUCUGUGAUCCAGAAACCAAUUUUUCCUCCUCCCUUAUGCAACAUUUUCACAUGGUUUGCCAACCUAGUACAGCUGGGGAUGGCGAGACAGAUAAAACUAAAGACCUGGAGAAGAUGGGGUUCAACUCCGACCCUUCUCCUUUAUUUACAGACUUUCAGGAGUCGGCUGGGGCCGUUGUUUACAAAUCAGUCGAAGGAUCAAUGUUUGAAGGGCACUAUACAAACGGAAGACCCAAUGGUUACUUUAGAAAAAUCAACUCUGAUGGAGAUAUUGAUUUAUUUGCUUGUUUUGUCCAGGGUAGUCUGCAUGGAAACUGUUGGAAAGGAUUAACAGGAGGUGGGUUUCUAGUGUCUAAUUCUACUGAAUUUAGUGGAUCUACAACUAUGUACCUUUACCCUGACUGCAGAACUGUUUUAUAUGGAAACUUCUAUAAGGGACAGAUGGUACAGGGUCGGCUUUGUAACAUAAUAGGUGCAGCAGGACAUUGCUCUUCUUCAUGUGGAAUGUUAAAACCAGUUCUAACCCCACCUAGCGGCCAGGUGUACAGCUAUGACCCCUCCACAAGUAUUAGAAUAUGCAGUGAACCACUCCUUCCAGAUCCAUACGAGGCGGAGUUUGUUAAAGUUGGAGAAAGUACAGUACCUGGAGCUGGAGAAGGACUUUUUGCUAGAACAGAUAUCGAGGUUGGAACAGUAAUUAGUUUCUAUAAUGGAAUAAGAAUUCCACCUCUGGAGGGAAUUGAUUCUCAUGAUUUACGGGAUUACAGAAUAAGUCUUGAUGAUGAUCUUGAACUUGACAUACCCCUGGAUAUGAUCUCAACAUCUGAAUACUGUGCAACAUUAUCCCAUAAAGUUAAAACCGUCGGGGAGUCCUAA
This is a messenger RNA of Eurytemora carolleeae, 981 nucleotides long. Its product is annotated as histone-lysine N-methyltransferase SETD7. Bases 19 to 981 code for a protein of 320 amino acids. The record is from RefSeq and is a predicted model, not a curated record. The transcript has 12 exons. Lineage: Eukaryota; Metazoa; Arthropoda; Copepoda; Calanoida; Temoridae.